AUGGCUUCAGAACAACCAACUAUCCGAAUUGGCUACGUGCCCGAACACUACCUCGCCCCGCUGCACCUAGCCCUCCGCUCCGCGGCCGCCAACACCCUCCCCUUCAAACUCGCUCUGACCCCCUUCCCAUCCGGAACAGGGCAUAUGAUUACAUCGCUACGCUCCGGCGAAAUCGACAUCGCGAUUGGACUCACAGAAGGCUGGAUAGCCGGGCUCGCAGGCAAACAGGCACCCGCCGACGAAAGCGAGCGCGGAUACAAAGUCGUCGGCCAUUGGGUUGAUACCCCGCUGCGUUGGGCAAUUGUUACGGGGGGAAAGAGGAACGAGUUGACGGACGUGAAGGGGCUAGAGGGGGGGCGGGUUGGGGUUAGUCGGUUAGGGAGCGGGUCGCAUAUAAUGUCAUUCGUUCUCGCGCAGCAACAAGGCUGGAAAUCUUCUUCGUUGACGCCCGUUGUAACGGGUCCAUUCGGGGCUCUACGGGAUGCUGUCACGGGUGACAACGAGGCAAAGAGCCCAUCGGCGGAGUUCUUCAUGUGGGAACAGUUUACCACAAAACCUUAUUUCCAUGCUACAAGCGACAACCCCAAGCCGCCGCUCAAGAAGAUCGGGGAGAUCUUUACCCCUUGGCCAUCCUGGAUGGUUGUUGCGUCGACGGCGGUGUUUCCGGGCCCGGAGGGUGAUGAGCGGCUGAAGAAGCUGUUCGAGGUGUUUGAUGAAGGUGUCAAAGAGUUCAAUGCGGAUUUGGGGAGGGUUGUUUCCCUCUUGGGCACUGGAGAGCUGGGCUGUACCUAUGGACAGGAGGAUGCGAGUGAGUGGAUUAAGGAUGUCAAGUUCAGUGAAGGGACUAGAGGUGUUAGUGGGAAGGUCGUCGAGGGUGUCGUGGAUGUCCUCAAGGUUGCGGGAGUUAUUGAUUCGGGAUUGCAGAACGAGGAGGCCGUGCGGAGGGUGGUGGGUAUCCAAAGAUGA
This is a messenger RNA of Aspergillus puulaauensis, 966 nucleotides long. RefSeq lists its product as uncharacterized. The transcript has 3 exons. Bases 1 to 966 code for a protein of 321 amino acids. The record is from RefSeq and is a predicted model, not a curated record. NCBI's taxonomy places the organism in Eukaryota, Fungi, Ascomycota, Eurotiomycetes, Eurotiales, Aspergillaceae.